Messenger RNA from Anoplophora glabripennis (Asian longhorned beetle), 2370 nucleotides. RefSeq names its product glucose dehydrogenase [FAD, quinone]. Gene Ontology annotation, molecular function: flavin adenine dinucleotide binding; ecdysone oxidase activity. The transcript is spliced from 6 exons. Lineage: Eukaryota; Metazoa; Arthropoda; Insecta; Coleoptera; Cerambycidae. The coding region runs from base 362 to 2233 and encodes 623 amino acids. The record is from RefSeq and is a predicted model, not a curated record.
UGCCGGUAAGACUAAAGUCGCUUUAGCUUUAUUUUCGUGUGCAAAGUGCUCUGGACAUCUUGAAUUCAAGGCGUACUGCCGUCACUCACCUUGAUGAGACAUCAGUAAACUCCAAGCUCCGAACCAACCCGUUUCACAGGCAGAAUACAUUUUAAAUUAAAUUCCGUGUCGGUAUCGACCAUUUAAAUCGUGCUAGUGCCCAAAGAAGGACUAUCUUUGAUGCUCGGAAAAGUGUGUGAUAUUGGAACCAACUGAUCACCGCGAUACGCCAAACCAAAGAGUCAGCGACAUCGACAGUUCGCCUUAGGAUAUAUUCAGCUUAAGAAGGCCACCAUCAACUCGAGGCCGACUUUGUCUACCAAUGGAUCCGGCCCUCGGAAUAGCCGACCCCUGCCCCAACAACGUCCAGGGAUCUCCGGCGCACCUAUUUUUGACUCUGAUCAAUGCAUUGAUGGCCGCCAAGUGUCCCUUAGGAUCUCCCGACAGUUACCCGGAAGACUACGGCCCUAAGCUGAGCGAGAACGAAAAAUUCGACUUUAUAAUAGUCGGCGGCGGAACGGCAGGUUCAGUUCUGGCCAACAGACUGACAGAAAAUGGGAAGUGGAAGGUUCUGGUGCUCGAAGCUGGAGGAUAUCCAUCUGCCACCAGCGACGUGCCGGCGAUGCUUUUCAGCCUCCAGGGCAGCCACGAAGACUACCAAUACCAAACCGAGCCCUCGGACACCUCCUGUUUAGGCUUCAAGGACAGGAGAUGCAACUGGCCAAGGGGAAAACUGCUGGGGGGCUGCAGCAGUAUCAAUGCCAUGAUCUAUCUGAGAGGACACAAGAAGGACUACGACCGAUGGAUGGAAAUGGGGAACCCAGGGUGGGACUGGGAUAGCGUGCUGCCGCAUUUCAAGGCCUUGGAGAAUUUGCAGGUGCCUCAUUUAGUUAACAGCACGCAGUACGGCCGGGAUGGUUUCCAGACGCUCUCUUGGUACGACUCAGGACAACCUAUGAAGGAAUCGGUGAAAGAGGGAGCUAAGGAAUUAGGCUACCCCACGAUGCAAGAAGAAGACUCCCUAAAGCUUCUCGGCUACCUGGAGACGCUGUCCAUCACCGAGCAAGGGACUAGGAUGAACUCAGCUAAGGCUUUUCUAGGAAAAGUAAAGGACAGGAAAAAUUUGCACGUCGCCGUGAACUCCUUCGUGACAAGGGUACUUAUCGACGAAGACACUAAGACAGCCAGAGGUGUUCAGGUCAAAGUGGGGGAUAAAACAUUGAAAGUUUACGCUGAAAGGGAGGUUAUCUUAUCGGGAGGUGUCAUAAACUCCCCCCAGCUGCUGAUGCUGUCCGGAAUAGGUCCAAAAGCUCACCUGGACAGUCUGGGAAUACCCGUGAUCAAAGAUUUGCCGGUAGGGGAGAACUUACAAGACCACACCAUGUUCAUAGGCAAUUAUUUCACUUUGGACAAAAGCGCCGUCGCCGCGCAAAGACCCGUCAUUGACGACGUGUACAAUUAUUUCAUGCACAGAACCGGGGACAUUUCUGAGAUCUUCGUAACCAACCUGCUGGGCUUUAUCAACACCAGAGGCGAUGCGGAUCGUCCGAACGUUCAGUUUUUGCACGUGGGUUUUAAGCCGAACGACCGUUAUCUUAUCGGGGAGAUGCUAAGAUCUUUUAACGUAGAAGAAGUCACCGCUAAGAGUUUUUUGGAAGUCGGUUUCGAGACGCCGAGGAUGAGCAUUUAUCCCAUAGUGCUCAAACCCAAGUCUAGGGGAAAGGUAUUGUUGAAGAGUGUGGAUCCCAUGGAGAAACCGCUUAUUUACUCGGGGUAUUUCACGGAUGAAGACGAUGAGGAUCUGGAACUGACCCUUGAGGGAAUAAGGUACAUAGAAAGGCUGCUAGACACCGAAGCUCUGUCGAAGUACAAUCCAAAAAUGAUAAACGUGCGGGUAUCCGGAUGUGAAGAUCUCGAAUUCAGAUCUGACGCCUACUGGAGGUGCAUGAUCAAACAUCUGACGUCCACGAUGUACCACCACGUCGGCACAUGCAAGAUGGGUCCCGAGGGGGACGCCACCGCCGUCGUCGACCCCAGACUCAAGGUACAUGGGGUGAAGAAUCUGCGGGUGGUUGACGCCAGCGUCAUGCCCGAAAUUGUCAGCGUGAAUACCAACGCGCCCUCGCUGAUGAUCGGACACAAAGCGGGAGAGAUGGUCAUCGAGGACUGGUGGUUGAGACACGACGAAUUUUAGGAGUGUAAACAGUGCGUUUCCAGCCGUAACCAGUGGCGGUUUCUACAUACCUAUAUACGUAUAUUCAAUGUAUUUAUUACCAGAAAUUAGAAAAAAUUAAUAUUAUCAAAAAUAUAUUUGUUGCUUUUAUUGUAAAA